AUGUACUUUGACAAGAUUUGCCUGCUUCUGAAUCUCUGCUGGAAGCAUUACACCUCAACUCCUUUCCCAUUCAUCACAAUCGUCCCUCCGGUUACUCUUCCGACCGCACCCACGAUUCCUCCCACUCUCACGCCUGUUCCUCCGAUCACCAUGACUGUAAUCCCUCCGAUCACUGUGACUUUCGUCCCUCCACUGACCACUCUGCCCCCAAUUACGCCCUCUCCCAUCCCUCCGAUCACUCUUCCGCCGCCAAUACUCACGACCACAGAUCAGCCGAGGCUGACACUCACGCCCGUUCCUCCUACAUUGACUCCUUUUCCCACACUGCCAACUCUCCCGCCAGUCACAUUAACUCCUGUCCCUCCAGGUCCUCCUGUUCCGCCAGUCACAUUAACUCCUGUCCCGCCAAUCACCUUAACUCCUGUACCUCCAAGUCCUCCUUUUCCUCCUGUCCCUCCAAUUCCAGUCUGCGAGGCUAUUCCUCCCACCUGUCCUCCCCCCAUCGCUCCCGGACAGCCCAACGUCCUCCCUAACGGCUGUCCCUGCAUCGACCCUCGAUCCAUGAUCCUGGACAUGAUCCUCGACGCCAUCCGCCGUGGAGACAUCCGCCGAGAAGAUCUGCGCGUUUUGGGGAAUUGCGUGUCCUUCCAAUCCUGUCCGUCUCUCAUGGAGCUUCUGCAGUUGUACUACCAGACGGCAGAUUCCAGGGUUGCUAACCAAAUUCAGAGAUCCUUCUGUGGACAGGACACUUAUAACUUCUUGGUUUGCUGUCCCAUUUAUGGAGGAGUCAAUUCCAAUUCACUGGUCUUCACUGAUCAGACUUAUUCUCAGUAUCCUCAAAACUAUCCUCAAUAUCCGCAGUUUCCUCAGUAUCCUGGGGGUAUUUUCCAAUAUCCUCAAUACAAUAAUCCGUACUCAAAUGUCCUGUAUCCUCAAAGACCCUUCCAAGGUAUGAGACAAGGUACUUCCGGCGAUGCUUCUCAGUGCGGAGUCUUCAAUGCAACCUUCCAGAAAGUUGUGGGUGGCGAAGAUGCCCCUGUUGGCGCCUGGCCAUGGAUGGCUCUCCUGGGAUAUCGCCUUCCUGGGCGAGAUCUCGUCUUCGUAUGUUCCGGAUCACUGAUCACACCGCUUCAUGUUCUCUCAGCAGCUCACUGCAUCCAAGAUUAUCUUGUCCUUGUUCGUUUGGGAGAACAUGAUUUAUCCACAACUACUGACGGAGUGACCCAAGAUAUCGCCAUCAGCAAAAAGACCAUCCAUGAAGACUUUCAGGCCAAAAGGAUUCUCAACGAUAUCGCUCUCCUUCGUCUUGCCGAGGCAGCGAUUCUGAGUGACAGAGUUUCUCCUGUCUGUCUUCCAACCGAAAUGAACUUACGCCACAUGAACUUGACCUACUAUCAACCCUUCGUCACUGGAUGGGGAGCAACUUCUUACAAAGGACCCUCAGCGAAUAUCCUCCAGCAAGCUCAAGUGCCCAUCCUUCCUAACACCGACUGUGAGACGAACUACAAAGCAAAUUUCCCUACUCUGACCUUCGACGAGAGGAUAAUAUGUGCUGGCUGGCCGUCUGGUGGAAGAGAUGCCUGCACAGGCGACAGUGGAUCUGGUCUGUUUCUUCCACAAUUGUCUGCAGACAAAACCUAUUACUUCUACAACAUCGUCGGGAUCGUGUCUUAUGGCUACGAGUGCGCCCUACCCGGAUUUCCAGGUGUCUACACACGCGUCACAUCGUUCCUCACCUGGAUUAAUGAUCAUCUCGACGACUGAAUCUUCAGUGUUGCAGAAUCUCCCAUUCGUCGCGCAAUGAAAGCGAAAUACAUCGUUGUA
Messenger RNA from Phlebotomus argentipes, 1824 nucleotides. Its product is annotated as venom serine protease Bi-VSP. NCBI's taxonomy places the organism in Eukaryota, Metazoa, Arthropoda, Insecta, Diptera, Psychodidae. Gene Ontology annotation, molecular function: serine-type endopeptidase activity. The transcript has 4 exons. Bases 1 to 1764 code for a protein of 587 amino acids. Gene Ontology annotation, biological process: proteolysis. The record is from RefSeq and is a predicted model, not a curated record.